CUAGACACUAACAAUCUUUAUGCUUUAGGGGUCAGAAACUCUCAAGACUACAGGAACAAGCACAAGCAACCACCACCAGCAACAACCGUUGUAGAUGAACCAAACAUCACUCAGACCCUUACAAGAUUUUACCCAUUUACUCAAAACAUGCAUAUCCACUCGAGAUCUCUUCACCGGAAAAACCCUCCACACAAUCUACAUCAAACACCUCAUCCCCCAUUCCACCUAUCUCUCCAACCACUUCAUCCUCUUAUACUCCAAAUGCCGCCGUAUAUCCGCCGCCCACACCACCUUCAACACUAUCCCACACCCAAACAUAUUCACCUUCAACACCAUCAUCUCAGCCUACGCUAAAGAGUCCCAACCCCACAUUGCCCACCAACUGUUCGACCAAAUUCCCCAACCAGAUAUCGUGUCUUACAACACCCUUAUUGCAGCCUAUGCUGACCGCGGUGAAACCCGGCCUGCGAUCGACUUGUUUGUUGAAAUGCGUGAGCUUGGGUUUGAUAUGGAUGGGUUUACAUUCUCUGCUGCUGUUACUGCAGCUUGUAAGGAUGUUAAAUUGAUUUGUCAGCUUCAUAAGUUGGCGAUUUCGGGUGGGUUUAUCUCUUAUAGUUCGGUUAAUAAUAGUCUAAUUAGUUACUAUAGUAAGAAUGGGUUGUUGGGUGAGGCUGAAUGUGUUUUUGAGCAUAUGGGUGGGAACAAAGAUGAGGUGACAUGGAAUUCGAUGAUCGUGGCGUAUAGCCAGCAUCGAGAAGGGUUAAAGGCGCUUUCUUUGUACUGGGAAAUGGUUUGUUUAGACUUAACUGUUGAUAUAUUUACUUUAGCUAGCGUGUUAACCGCGUUUACCUGUUUGGAAGAUUUACGCGGUGGGAUUCAGUUUCAUUGUCAGUUAAUCAAGAAAGGGUUUAAUCAGAAUACUCAUGUGGGAAGCGGUUUAAUUGAUUUGUAUUCGAAAUGCGGUGGGGGUAUGUUGGAUUGCGAGAAAGUGUUUGCGGAGAUUGUUGAACCGGAUUUGGUUUUGUGGAACACUAUGGUUUCGGGGUAUUCGCAGAACGAUGAUCUGUCGGAAGAGGCUUUAUGUUGUUUUAAACAAAUGCAACGCGAAGGUUACCGUCCGGAUGAUUGUACGUUCGUUUGUGUCAUUAGUGCAAGCUCUAAUCUUUCGUCACCGAAUCAAGGAAAGCAAAUUCAUUGUCUUGCGUUGAAAUCCGAUAUCCCGUCGAAUAGAAUCUCUGUGAAUAAUGCUCUAAUCACCAUGUACUCGAAGUGUGGAAAUUUGAAAGAUGCACGAAAAGUGUUCGAUAAAAUGCCGGAACACAAUACGGUUACUUUCAAUUCUUUGAUCACUGGUUAUGCACAACAUGGUUUUCCGAUGGAAGCAUUGCAUCUUUUUGACCGCAUGCUUGAAACAAACGUAACCCCUACGAGUAUCACGUUUAUAUCAAUCCUGUCUGCGUGUGCACACACGGGAAAAGUGAAGGAAGGAAGAGAACAUUUUCGCUUAAUGACGGAUAAAUUUGGUAUCGAACCGGAGGAAGAACACUUUUCCUGUAUGAUUGACCUUUUGGGCCGAGCGGGUCAACUCGAGGAAGCUGAACGACUCAUCGAGUCAAUGCCGUUCAACCCCGGGACCGUAGGAUGGGGUGCUUUACUCGGAUCGUGUAGAACUCAUGGGAAUUUGGAACUAGCGGUUAAAGCAGCCGAACAAUGUCUCCUUCUCGAUCCUUCUAACGCAGCCCCAUAUGUGAUUCUUGCACACAUGUAUGCGAAAGCUAACAAAUGGGAAGAAGUGGCAACGGUUCGAAAGCGUAUGAGAAACAACGGAGUGAAAAAGAAUCCGGGUUGUAGUUGGAUCGAAAUAAACAAGAAGAUUCACGUGUUUGUUGCAGAAGAUAGCUCGCACCCAAUGUUGAAUGAGAUUAAUAACUAUUGGGAAAAUUUGUUAAAGAAGAUGAAGCAAGUGGGAUACGUGCCCGAUGUGGUUAGAGAUGAUGAAAACGCGCGGCAUAGUGAAAAACUAGCCGUUGUGUUUGGGUUGUUAUCGACUAAAGAUGGGGAACCUCUUUAUGUGGUGAAGAAUUUGAGAAUAUGUAAUGAUUGUCAUAACGCGAUCAAGAUCAUAUCGGGUUUGACUCGAAGGGAGAUUACGGUAAGAGAUGCUCGCAGGUUCCAUUGUUUUAAAGAUGGACGAUGUUCGUGUGGAGAUUAUUGGUGAAAAAGUAUACAUUGACUGACCUAAACAGUGUCGAUGUGCAUUGGUUUAAUGUAAUCUGCUUGACUGUAUCAAAGUAGACCUUGCAAGUUUAACCCAAAUAUUUAAAAAUGGGUUUAUCUGGGCUUUUAAUAUUAGGUUGUGGGCUGUAUAUUACUUUCGCUAGGGUUUGAUGAUUCUUGUAAGAGGAAAAAUGGUUAUGAAAGAGAUGUGAUGGUAAGGCUGGUGGGUGUGAGGGCGCCACCCUGCCACCUCAGCCUCCAUAGUGCCCCCAGGGCUCCAUCGUCCACACCGCCGUAAUUAAAGGGGGGGGGGGGGGCGCCAUCAUACUUCCGCCAGCAUGUUAACGAGCAAAGGGGGGGCUCCAUCGACGUUGAUUAGCUUUAAAGGGGGGGCGCUAUAAAGCCCCUAGCCACACCCUCCACACCCUACAAUUUAAAGGAGGGGGCUUUAAAGCUCUUGUGUGACGUGGCGGUGAGGUGGCGUGAUAAAGCCCCUAGCCACACCCUCCAGCCUAAUGAUGAACUUGCAAGACAAAGGCUGCGGCUAUUGCGAUAAGGGUUUAGAUUUUUAUCGAUUUCUUCAUCUGCCAAGCUUCCGAGGAUCAUGUACUUCAAUGCACAUCACAUUAUAGGAGUUAUGAAGAUUUGGUCUUCGUAUUUAUAUCCAUUUCUGAUUUCCUACAUGCAGGCCCUAUGAGGUUCUUGUUCCGCAACUUUGGGUCGAUUUCAGACUUUAAGGACAAUUACACCAAGAUAGCCGGUAAGCGGGCAACAAGCUGCGCCGCUAUCCCCUUUUGAAUAGCGAAACCUAACCUAGUAAAAACGAAACCCCGAUCUCUAGGAGACGAAAUGUUGCUGUGAACAACCCGUUGGACCCGUUCAAGAAAUCUGAUGGCUUCUGGGGCUAGCGAGCCAAAGGUAUCAAAGGCAAAAGGGAUAAAGGAAUGUUGAUUUUCCUCGCAGGCUUUUGCAUGUUUGUCCAUUUUCUUCGCUGCCGCCUUUGCAAUGGAACACAUAUAAUGGUUCACAAGGCUGAAUGUCAAGCUAAUGUGUCUUAAACAACUACCACCAACCACCAUCUCACCCUAGACCACAUCACACACUCCUUCAGACUCGAACCAUCACCCACCCGUGCUUGGAAAACGAGGCGUAUAACUUGAAUCAAGAUGAAGAACCAAAAAGGGUGAAUCGGUGUGUAAAUUACUAAAUCGAAUUUGGAAAGCGAUGCCCGUCACGUGGGUUCAAUCCGAUUAUGUGACAAGUGUGUAUAUAUAUUUUAUGUAUGUUAAUUUACAAGAUGAUGAAGACAUAGAAAGAUGGAAUGUUUCUUUC
Molecule: messenger RNA, 3549 nt
Organism: Helianthus annuus (common sunflower)
Lineage: Eukaryota; Viridiplantae; Streptophyta; Magnoliopsida; Asterales; Asteraceae
Product: pentatricopeptide repeat-containing protein At3g49710
Exons: 5
Coding region: 95-2218 (707 amino acids)
Biological process (GO): RNA modification
Molecular function (GO): protein binding; RNA binding; zinc ion binding
Source: RefSeq, a predicted model, not a curated record